Molecule: messenger RNA, 6564 nt
Organism: Synchiropus splendidus (mandarinfish)
Lineage: Eukaryota; Metazoa; Chordata; Actinopteri; Syngnathiformes; Callionymidae
Gene: fibcd1b
Product: fibrinogen C domain containing 1b
Exons: 9
Coding region: 333-1808 (491 amino acids)
Source: RefSeq, a predicted model, not a curated record
GAGCGCCACGGUCGGAGCUCCCGUCUCUGUCAGAGGAACCUGUGUGGCUUCCUGCUGCGCGAAGAUCGGGAGUCUAUCAAUCCAUCCAGCCCCCCCCCCACUCUGGACUCGGCAAAUGAGUCUUCUCACCGAGAACUGAACGAGGAGGAGCUGGGAACAGUCUCCGAAACUAUCCUGGCAAACUGGACGCGCAUUUUGAUAUUCAAGCGAACGCACGCGGGCUGCGCUUCUCAGGGUCUUGCAUUUGAAGAUGGAAUAACGCGGAGAGGAACCACCGAGGACGUCGUUAUCCAGAAGACUCCAGUGGAUCUGAUGGACCGAUUCUCUGUAGGAUGGUAAAAGACCGAUGGGGAACCAUGAACAGCUCUUCUGAACUCGAAGAUGGGACUCGGCAUAAAACCCAGACGUUCUGUGAGUGUGUGCCCAGCUCCUCCCAGCUCAAACACCGCUGGUCAGACUCAGAAUCUGCCAGGGAGACGCCGGCCAAGAGGAUGAGCUGCAGCUACCUGCUCUGCACGAUCCUGCUGUUUGUGGCGGUCCUCCUCGCCGUCACCGUCACCGGCACCAUCCUGUUCAUGAAUCACUACCAGGCCCCGCCUCUGACCGAUGGCAUGCCCCACAUCUCUACCAAUCAGGACGAAGCCAACGCCCUGGUCACCGUGGAGAGAGGCGACGGCUCUCGCAUUAAUAUUUUCAUUGACCCCAACUGUCCCGACUACAACAGUAACUUUUUGCGCCUGGAGGGGGUUCAGACGUCGCUCCUGCACUCACUCACCGAUCACGACUCGGAUCUGAAGUCAGUGAAAGGUCAGGACCGGGCUCUUUUGGUCAGUCUGGCAGAGGAAGUGGCAAAGCUUUCCGCCCACGCGGGGCAGCUGAAGAUGGACUACGAGUCUUUACGCAGGGGUCAAGGAAGCCUGGGGCAGGACCUGAACACACUGCAGGCGGAGCAGGGACGCCUUAUACAGCUGCUGUCGGACAGUCAGAUCAACAUGGUGAAAGUUGUGAACUCUGUGAGCGACGCACUCAACGCCAUGCAGAAGGAGAACGUAGGCCUGAAGGCCCGUGUCAAGGCUGACCUGCAGAGGGCGCCGGUGAGAGGGGCUCGCUUCAAAGGCUGUGCCAACGGUUCGCGACCCCGUGACUGCGGCGAUCUGUAUGCCAGCGGUCAGAGAGAAGACGGCAUCUACUCCGUGUUUCCUGUUCACCAUCCCUCCGGCUUUCAGGUCUACUGCGACAUGACCACCGACGGAGGGGGCUGGACGGUGAUUCAGCGCAGAGAGGACGGCUCGGUCAACUUCUUCAGAGGCUGGGAGUCGUACCGCGAGGGAUUUGGGAAGAUAACCGGCGAACACUGGCUGGGGUUGAAGCAGAUCCAUGCCUUGUCGAUCCAGGGGAACUAUGAAAUGCGCAUCGACUUGGAGGACUUUGAAAACAAUACGGCGUAUGCCCAGUACGGAACCUUCGGUGUGGGUCUCUUCUCUGUAGACCCUGAUGAUGACGGAUAUCCUUUGACUGUGGGAGACUAUUCCGGCAACGCAGGCGACUCUUUGCUGAAGCACAACGGGAUGAAGUUCACCACCAAAGACCGGGACAACGACCACUCGGAGAACAACUGCGCCUCUUUCUACCACGGCGCCUGGUGGUACCGCAACUGCCACACCUCCAAUCUCAACGGCCAGUACCUGCGCGGUCAGCACACCUCCUACGCCGACGGCAUUGAGUGGUCCUCGUGGACUGGCUGGCAGUACUCGCUGAAAUUCUCCGAGAUGAAGAUACGGCCCACCCGCGACCUGGAAAACAAAUGAGGGAAAAACUAAUGAAAAGAAAACAAGAGACAAAGGCAAGGGACUCUUUUAAACAUUUCUGAUAGGUAGACAGAUUCUUGGUAUUGUUUGAUUCUGACCUCCAUGGGUUUUGCUGUGACUCUGCUGUUUGCCUCCUGGUGUCUCGAUGCGCUUUUUGGGUCCUUUUUUAGUCUGUGCCAUUCCUUUAGAAGUCCAACAUUUCAGAUAUGCUUUUGACAUUUCAGUGCAGGACAUCCGACCUCCCGCGCACGGCGUGGGAUUGCGUCAUAAAGUAGUCUUUCAAAAUGGAAAAGAAAAAGGAGAACCUCUUCACGAGAUUAUGAAUGAGCGAUAUAAAUCCACCCCAUCUCUCCCUCUUUGUAAGGGACUUCCCUUGCAAAUACAGAUGACCUUCGAUUCGAUGGACCGUGUCGCAUUUCCAUCCCGUGUGAAUAAGACCAGCCGGGGUCACGGCGAGCGCGGUCGCCCCCGUGAUAACCAGAUGAACGCAGAGACAAAGGGAAUUCUGAACGAUUUGACAAGAGCUGAAUUUGCUGAGGGUUAAGGGGCCAGAGUGGAUCAAAGAGUGGAGCAUUAUGAGGUGCUGAAAAAGAAAUGAGGAAAGGAGAGCAUCAAGGGGGAUCUCAUUCAUCGGACUUGGCCCAUUAGGGAGCAUAUUGGGUGCUUUGUCUGAUCUGCCUGCCAGCUGAGUUCAGGCCAAGUGAUGCAGCACUCACAGAUGGAACUCAGGACUGGAGGUUGGAGUGUGUGUUUACACCAGUGACAGCAAGAUCUCCGACACUAUCAAUUUCCCUGGGUCCAGCAGCGCGUCCGGACAGGCGGAGUAAAUAUGAUGCAUGGUUUGGCCAGUAGGGGUGUAGCCUCAGUUUUAAGGGUCAUGGUUUUGAAUGGCUAGGGCCGAAAAACGAGGGGUUUCACUCCCUUCACUUUAGGCUGCUGUUGAGACCAAUGGAGAAAAGUACGGUGUCAUUUGUUGACUGCAGUUUGUGCAAUCUCCCCACAAAUUGGCAAAACACAGGGCAAUUUUAAGGGCUGUAACCGAUCUUACCAUGUAUUCUUCGAUCCAAACUCAGAGCUUGUUUAGAAUGUAACCAAGCAGGUUUAUGCCCUAAAAAAAGAGAAUUAUUGUUGACAGUUAAUGCCAAUGGAAGUCAAAACAUCAAUUCGUAGGAUUAUACAUGAGGGUUUAAGUCACAACCAGCAAAUCACACAUGGAGAGCAUCACACUUGAGUAAACUUGUAGUAGCUUGAGUCCUACAUGGCAGGACAAAUCUAAAGUCAUCUUAGAUGGAUUGCGGCGAGCUGGACAGGAAAUGGUUGAGGAGGAUUGUCUUGCUUUUACGUAGCUCAAUGUAAUGAAGGGACGCUUGAAAGUCAGCAAGUCAUUCGUGAAGUAUCAUAUAGCACAGUACCAAGGAGUGAUUCAUAUUUUUUUAUUAAAUAAAUAAAUAAAUAUAUAUAUAAUGUACAUAGAAGAAUGAGUCAUGCCAUGUUCAGGGGAAAAGGUCGCCGCACAUUUGGGGAACCUUGUGGUUUCCAUCACUGAGGCUCGGAAGUGAAAACAUCGACAAAGUUCAAAAAUAAAAGCCCACACCUGGAAGUCGCCUGGAUGUUCAUGUCUGGAAGAACAUAACUUUAUUGUGAAGCCCAGUAGAGGACAGAGCAAGGGCAAAAGUAAAGAGUAAAGUAAAGCACUAUUCUUAACAGUCAGAAAAAUCGAUGCCUCCUGCUCUAGAAACUUUCACUGUCAGAAUAAUCAUCAAAAGAUAUGCAUCUUGGAAUCUCAAUGGGUACCUCUCUGACGUCUUAUCAUCUUAGCACCACCCGUACAGCUUUUAACUCAAAGAUAACUCAGAUUAUCUCACUAUGCCAAUGACAUUUUAUUGUACAAUUAAGUUGUCAGCUUAUGCUUGAUGUCGCUAAAUUGUGGCGUCACUCACAUUAGAUUUAGGGAACCCUGUUUUAGCUAAAAUAAAAAUGUCUUAAUCCUCUUCACUAGUCCGAAGAUGUGUGAACAGAUGGGACAAAUGAAGUUGCAGCACAAGUCGCUCAUGUAGAUACUCUCAAACAACUUUGUAAGCUUCAUGUUCUCUGCUCAGUAGCGUUGGUUUUUUUCACAUUGACUUCGUGUGUACAUGUUUCAAAUUCUUGUAUCAUAUGAAAAUAUAUUUUUGGAGUGUCAUUAGCAGGGUCGCCUUCAUCGGAUUAGCACACUGAAUCUAAUCACUUCUGAGUUGAGAGUGUAUGACUUUCUACUAUUGGUUGUCGGAGAGUACUGAGACACAAACCUAAGAAUGGAACUAGGAGCUUAGUAAAGGGUCCACUGGCCUUUCCAAUAAAAACACCAAGCACCGUAACUUACGCCGACGUCUGAAAAAUGAAGUCCAACCCAAUGUCUCUUUUUUUGGGGAGCCUGCUUUUCCAAACCAGUGACUUACUUUUUCGGAACCUGCUUUCCCACCUCUCCCAAAUUAGAGUCCACAGUUGGAGUGACAGCGCAGUUUGAGGGAUCAUGAACAAGCGAAAGAACCACCCGGCGAGGCGAUCAAACAAAAACCUUUACCUUCAUCUUUUUUUUUUUCACCUCCCUCCACUCACAAAAAAUGAUAAGCUUUAUUUUGGGACUAUUUCUUUCAUGAAAGACUGUAAAAUCAAAACCUUUUGUUCCUCUGAGCGGGAGUCCUAAAUGAGCGGUAUAUGGUAUGACAGAAAAAAAAAAAGUCAAAUUGAGAUUUUUAUAUUUUUAUUUCAGUCUGUGAGUCAAUUGUUUUCUUGUUUUCAUCGAGUUAUUUUGGAUGUACUAAAAGCUUUAAGUAUAUCUGUAGAUUCUAUUGUACAGUGAGUAUGACUUUUAGAGCAUGUAAAGCCGUUUUCUUACUAUGCUGAAACACAAAUGGAACUCAAGCACAUGAGCGGGAGAGGAAGGAUGACGCCGUUCUCGCUGGGAAGUUUGUAUGAGCACUUGGAAAAAAAAGCCAGUCGGCAGCACAAAUCGUUGGAGAAGGAUUUGCAUUGAAAGGCAUGCACAAGGAGGACAUGGUGAUGACAGACAGUUUUGAAUCGUUGCUGAACUGACAGUUAACGUUUUGCUGCACACCUCUGACACCGGAUCUAUUGUGGGACAUUCCUGCUAACGCCAGCACGAGGACCUGUGUGCUGCUGCCGCCGCCGCCGUGGAAUAAAGGAGAACUUUCCUUUCAAGCACAGACUGUACAAGUGUUAUUACAGCACAAACUGUUGCGGGAUUGGUGCAACGUUCCUAUCAUGAGAAUGAGAUGACAAGCGUGGGUCUCUGAUAUGUAGCUGUGAGUCAGCACAUGUGCAUAGACAUUCAGAGUGUGCUGAAGCUCGACUAAACUAGUGUGUCCACUACCUUUUCCAAGAGACUUCACCGAACCAAUUGACCCAUGUUCAAAUACUCUCCUACCUUAGACAGCUCAGAGACUUCACUGUACCCCAAGCAUUUUGAUAGCAGAAAGGACUCAAAGAGGUAAGGCUUCAACAUAGCCCUUCAAUUCCGUCAACAAGCUCAAGAGUCAGAUCUUUCAGAGCGCAACAGGAAGGGCGAUUUCCAUAACAAUAGUUGACAGUCAAACGUUUGACCUCUUUUGACUCCUGGUCUGCUGACAGAUGGAAUUUCUGCGACCAAUCUUAUUCCCGAGCGGAAUUCGCCUCAAACAAUUUGUGCAAAUCACGUCAUGAUUUUGGACCUGACAUGACAGAGAGCUGAUGCCACAGAAUGUAGCCCAUUUGUUUCUCCAAAAGACAAGAGGUUUUAGGGAAAUAUUUCCAAGUGUGUUUUCCAUUUCCACAAGAGAGAGGGCUUCAGCUUCUCUAGAGCUCUUCUUAGAAUGAAAGUCUUUUUUUCAUCCUACUUGUGAAACAAAUGAAAAUUCAAACCUGUCCAUCCAGAUUUGUGCAAACAACCGGGAGGGGAGAAAGGUGUAGGAGACCAAUGGAGAGGCGAGGGUUCGGUCUGCCGAUCACAGUUGAGGUUGUUCCAAAAAUGGAUUGAAAACCAGUUUCAUUUUAAAUCUAUGAAGACGAUUCAACUCACACCACUAUGACGGUGUAGUAUGAGGUUGCAUGUGAGAGGCCCUGGGAAGGUUCUCAGUGAUACAUGCUGUAAGACCCUUUAUCCAGGUCAACUUAGAGAACCCUCUUAAUUUUGGUAUCUUGUUCAAUGGAAAACUCCUUUGAGAAUGAGACCAAGAAAUAUGACCAUCAAGCUAGUCCAGCCACCUUGUCGACGACUUUUUCUCACCGACUUCAAGGACCUAUUUAACCAGUCUGAUGGAUCUGAUUUUUGAAUUAUAGAUGCUUCAGAAAGACUAGCUUCAUAUAAGGGAUGGACAUAUAGAUAAUUAAUAUUGAAGUAACCCUCAUAAGUAUCUCAUUUGUUCAUCAUUAAUUGAGCAAGGAGCACUGAGAUCAUUGGUUUGGUGAGAUGUUCGAGGAGAUGUCGAGGCUGUAACAGCACAAUUUAGGUUCCACUGCAGCAUACGUUUUAAACUGCGAUAAUCUCCUCUUGUGAUGAGGGAGUGAACACAAAAGUUGCUAUUUUGGUCGAGCGUUCACGCUGCGGUUCCUCGUGUGCAUGAGUGAGACGGAACAGGAGGCUCAGCGUGUCUCUCUGUGGACUUUUUUCCAGUAAUGUGAUGCUUAUGUACAACCUGCCUCCCCCUGCUGUUUGUGUUAAUAACAGAACGAUUUACAUAAUGCAGAAAAGAAAAGAAAAAAAAAAAGAAAACAGAAC